Exaiptasia diaphana is the source of this 2007-nucleotide messenger RNA. RefSeq lists its product as uncharacterized. The transcript is spliced from 2 exons. Gene Ontology annotation, cellular component: nucleus. Gene Ontology annotation, molecular function: DNA-binding transcription activator activity, RNA polymerase II-specific; RNA polymerase II transcription regulatory region sequence-specific DNA binding. Gene Ontology annotation, biological process: regulation of transcription by RNA polymerase II. Bases 234 to 875 code for a protein of 213 amino acids. NCBI's taxonomy places the organism in Eukaryota, Metazoa, Cnidaria, Anthozoa, Actiniaria, Aiptasiidae. The record is from RefSeq and is a predicted model, not a curated record.
UAGUCGAAAUCAGAAUCGCUUCGAGACAAGAGAGAAGAAGAAUCUUGACGAUUUUCAUCACUUUUUCGUUGUCUUUUUCGUUCAAGAUACGAUAGAGAUGUACUAUAARACUACCUUAUCGCGUCCAAAAGCGAAAAACAAGAAAAUGAAGACUUCUAAAUGGUUAUUUGUGGAUCAUUCRAAGAGGUCCAACAUGGCUGUUCGACCACGUCAAGUGGCCAUGGUCGRCGGCAAUGAUCUCUUGCACAGUGGUUCUUGCCUCUACGAAUCCAAGCGCUGUCUUUGACAAUGGGGUUCUUGGCCUUGCCUCUCCCAGUCCCCUACAGAAACUUCACGACCUUCAAACACCUCAAGUCAAAGAAGAAAGAGAAGAAGAAAAAUGGGAAGUUUAUCCUUGGAAACAGAAGACUUAUGGAGACUUCUUUGACCAAGUUGCUGAACUUGAAAACCUCACACCUGUCACAGAUGAAGACACCUUUAGUGACCUUCACCCUGACCAAGGAACACAUCAAGCUUUGUUUGAAGGCRCUCAAGAYAGUCUACCACCUUCUCCUUGGUCAAGCUCUACAAGUGGAGAGGAUAAGGAGUUUUCUGAUGACUCAGUAAGUUCUGAAAGGGAUAAAGAAAGUGGGAGUAAACCAAAGAAGAAUAACUGUGAAAAGAUCUUAGACAAAAGAGUCAGGAAUAACCAAGCUUCCAAGAAGUUUCGCCAGUUGAGAAAAGGAAGACAUAAAGCUCUUUUUAACCUCCUCGAAAGCCUGGAGAAUGAGAAUUAUAAGCUUAAUGUUCAGGUGGAGCAAAUGAUUCAAGAGAUACAGCAUUUGAAGGCUAUUUUGCCCAAGCAAGAUCUGUCUUGCACAUCCUUGCUCGAAUAAUAUGUAUCGAGURAUUGUUUUAAGUUGGGUUUAUUAAUAUAAAUGUUUCAUUUUACAUUUUGAAUUUAUAGCAGAAAAAARUGACUUUCAGGUUAAUCGGUUUUGUUAGUCGAGAGCUUGUUCUACAGCUAAACAGAGAUUCAGUGAUGUUAUAAUGAAACAAAAGCAUGACAGUUUGGUAGAUACAUAGAUUAGAAUGAUUUCUCAAUAAUAAUGCAGUAUUGAACUCAUCAUAACUUAAUAAUUAUUUACCAUAAAGAGACAAAUUUUGAUAGCAAAAGCUACCAUAGUAAAAUAUUAAUUGUUUAACUCAAUCAGUGUCUAUAGCAUUCUUGGGUUGCAUGCUAAAUCAUAGUACUUUGUUGGAUGAAAAUAUAGAAUUCUUGUUUUCUUUUGUUCAUUCAACAAACAAGCUUUAUUCUUUUUCUCAGGGAUUUAUUUUGUCAUGUGGUUGCAAUACAAGAACUGGCACAAAUAUCUGCAACUAAAUUUGACAUUUUUGUCAAUAUUUGAAUAGUAUGACAUAAUAUUAUUAAACAUCAUUGUUUCAUUGACAAACACUUACUCAGUAGAUUUUGAUCAGUUUCUAGAGUGCAAACAGCUUAUCUGUGAAGCAUCACAAAACACUGAAUUAUGGAUGGUUAGAAAGCCACCAAAUAUUCACUGUCUCAAUAUUACUGCUAAAAUACUGUUAAAAUACUUUAAGAUAAUCAUAUCAGUUAGUUCACCUAGACCACUUAUCAUUACAAUAAUUAGCACUAAGAAAGCAAGUUGUAUAUUCGCCAUUMAUGAUUUUCAAGUCGACUAUCAGUAAUAUCAAACAAUAACAAUAUCAAGUAUAAUGAUAAAUAUAGCAUAAUAAUAAUUAUUAUGUUCACAGCCAAUGAAUUUUGAGCAUUUUUUUUUUCUGCUUACAAGCAAGAAUCAAAAUUAGUCAUAGUUUGUUUCUACUUGAAGAAUAUGAAUUGAUAUCUUCAUUGUAGAGUACCCAAUCAGAGAGUGAUAUGACUCAUAUCCAUUGGUUAUAAAAAUGAUAUUAUACUGAUAUGUUAAAAAAUAUGUAGCAUAUAUCACAGCAGCAUGUAUGUUGAAGUAUUAAAAAGAUUUACACUACUGUUUUAAGUAGUUAUUA